Messenger RNA from Mus musculus (house mouse), 2093 nucleotides. It is a transcript of the gene Kcnmb4, whose product is annotated as potassium large conductance calcium-activated channel, subfamily M, beta member 4. The coding region runs from base 362 to 871 and encodes 169 amino acids. The record is from RefSeq and is marked validated. Gene Ontology annotation, cellular component: plasma membrane; voltage-gated potassium channel complex; membrane. The transcript has 2 exons. Lineage: Eukaryota; Metazoa; Chordata; Mammalia; Rodentia; Muridae. Gene Ontology annotation, molecular function: voltage-gated monoatomic ion channel activity involved in regulation of presynaptic membrane potential; calcium-activated potassium channel activity. Gene Ontology annotation, biological process: regulation of presynaptic membrane potential; action potential; neuronal action potential.
AGUCGCUCCCAGCGUCGGGGCGCCGGGCGCUCGGCCGCGGCGAUGGCAGGCGGGCGGCGCGCGCGGGGAGGCGGGCGCGGGGCGCGGAGCGCGCGGGGGCGGGGGCGGGCUCGGGGAGCCCCGGGGUGCCGGACGCUGUGAGGCGGCGGUGGCACCCGGGAGCCCGGCCUCGGGCAGCGCCGUCGCCGCCGCCGGGGGCGUCGCCGGCCUCGGCCCCUUUGUUCUCGCGCGCGCCCCCUCGCCGCCCACUCCCCUGCUGUCGCGCGGCGGCGGCGGCGGCUCCUCCCGCCCGAGGCGGUUGAGCUCGGCGCCGGGGGCGGGAGGGGGCGGGGAGCGCGCCAGCCGUGGAGAGUGGGGGGCGAUGGCGAAGCUCAGGGUGUCUUACGAGUACACGGAAGCCGAAGACAAGAGCAUCCGGCUCGGCUUGUUCCUCAUCGUCUCCGGCAUCCUGUCGCUCUUCAUCUUCGGCUUCUGCUGGCUCAGUCCCGCCUUGCAGGAUCUGCAAGCCACGGCGGCCAACUGCACCGUGCUGUCGGUGCAGCAGAUCGGCGAGGUGUUCGAGUGCACCUUCACCUGUGGCACCGACUGCAGGGGCACCUCGCAGUAUCCCUGCGUCCAGGUGUACGUGAACAACUCCGAGUCCAACUCCAGGGCGCUGCUACACAGCGACCAGCACCAGCUCCUGACCAACCCCAAGGACCCUGUCACCAGUCCCUUCAUGUAUGGUCUGUUUCAUCUUCCAAGCCGCCAUUUUUCGAAGUGUGGCCAGCAUUCAAGCAGCAUCAGCGCCAUCUGUGGGCUGGACAGAAAUGCUCAUGCUCUGGUCUCAGCCUCGAUUCCACCCAAGUCCCAUGGUCAAAUCCAACCAUAGCGCAUAGAAAAAAAAAAGAAAAAAAAAGAUUUAUAGGCUGCUGUGUAGUUGCUUGCUAAGCAUGCACAAGUCCCGGAAUCCAAAGACAAGAAAGGAAUGUAAAUCUGUAGAACAAAAUUUCUAAAUAGGAAUUAAACAUGUUUAUGUGUAUGUGUUUAAGAAUAUGUAUUAACUGUAAAUGGACCAAAUACCCCAGUUAAAAGACAGGGAUUGUAAUUCAGGAACAUCAAAAUCAAAUAUAUUAUAGUUUUAGGAGUAACACUUUUUUUUUUUUUUUAAGCAGGGAUAUUGAGAGUAAAAGUGAAGAAAGAGACAUGUGCCAUACUAACAAAAGGAACAAAGUGGGAACAACCAAAUAGAGUUCAUGUAUGUGUAUGUGUGUGUGUGUGUGUGUGUGUAUACACACAUAGAUAGAUAGGUAGGUAGGUAGGUAGAUAGAUAGAUAGAUAGAUAGAUAGAUCUGUAUUUUAUGACUUGGGCUUUGCUGAUGUGGCUUUGAAGGACUUUGCCAAACCCUUCCUCUCAGCCUGUUAUGAGGAGGUAGAAUUGCUUUGAAGGUUCAGACUAGGGAGGUAACCAAGUCUUCCUUCAGGAUAUCAAGGAACCGGACUGUGACGACCAAGAGAGUGGGAUCACAAGUGUAUGAUACCCUUGGAGGAAGUCUGAGUCAGCCACAAUGGGAAGGUCACAAGCCAAACCCUAGACAAACACGCUCCCCACUUGUGUGACUUCAGUAAGACUCAUCACCCGAGUGAGUAGUGGAAAUCCACCAAAGAACUCCAAGACCACAAAACCAACUUGUGCACAGUGCAGAGUCCCUGAAGUCAGCAUGGAGUGAGUGUCACCUUGACAAGCUUCCCGUGGGACACAGUAAUGAGGGGAGCUGAGCUUCGGGGUGUAGAGUGUCCUCGCUGGUCACCAUGGCAACACAUGCAUAUUGGAAUUAUCUUUACCCUUUCUGUAAGUUGUACCGAAAGAAACAUCCACCGAGAUCCUUUAAUUUGUAUCAUUUCUUUUUCAAAUAAGGAAAUGAACCCCCAACAGACGAACAAGAAACGAUCAGCUACUAAACCACUGAAGGCCACGCGUUAAUGUUUUUAAUAUUGAAAUCCGUACUCUGAUUUAUUGACUGAAAGUGAGUUCGUGGAGACAUAAGAGAACUCAUUAUGAUAAUUAAUGGAUAGAGGUGUCUUUGGCAUAAUAAUAAAUGUUUUUAAACUGA